CGUUGAAUUUAACGGUCGGUUUGGCAGUGAAAGUGGAAAGUGGAAGCCAUCGCCUUGCUCCACGAGAGUUGUUUGGUGCGAAAAAUAGAAAACAAAAAUGUACACAUAGCGAAGGAGUAUGAAAGUGAAUUAAAGCAGAAAAUAACUACACGCAAGUGUACAGUACAGUGUUCAAACAUUUAGAAUAAAAAGUGUUCAAACAGUCAGAGUUUUUACUCUCGUGUUCAAACAAUCGAUAUAAAUAGAGUUUAAACAUCGAAUUGCAAAAGUGUUCAAACAUUGCCAUAGGUUAAACAGUUAAACUUUAAAUAUAAAAUCAAGUGGCACCAUUUCACUUUGGAGUUGGAGUCUUCGAAUUUGCUGAGCACUUCCGGGAGCAAAACAGCUGGACACAAGGGCCAUUUAUGAGUGCGCGAAGUGAAGUACUCGGCGGAUGGCAAAUAGAUGUUGUCUAGAGCCGAAAUCAAAGAAACAAAAAUCAAGACCAGAGGAAAAACAUCGGGGACGUGCAACAAUUAACGGGCGGAAAUCGAAAUCGAAAUGUAUAAACAAUCAGCGAAAUGUGCAAAUUCGUGGAGUGCCAAUCGAAAGCCAGCUUGAGUGAAAGUGAAAAACUGCGGCGCGGCCAAAUUAUUAAUUAUCCGGCUGCUUAUUAGCGCGAUUCUCCGAGGGAAAUUCAGCGCAGACAUUUUGUUUAUGAGCCAAUUUGCCAAACGCAAAUAAAACCGAAUCGCUGCCAGUCGUGCAUUAAUAAUUAGCAUAUUCCGUCCCAUCCCCCAUUUCCCCAACCCCAUCGAGAGUCACACGGAACAGACAGUGCGGCGUGUGGCGUUGAAGUGUUUAUUAAAUGGUCUUUGCCGCAAAUGCAAGACAUUUGCCCGACAAGCGGAGUAAUAGUACUUGCCCCCUCGGAAUGGUGGAGCUUCAACUUAGCGGAGAUUUGUCAGCCGGCGACUUGAGCGAAAUUCCCGAAAUGGGACACCGAAGGGCCGCCACGGAAACGGGACAUCGGCAGAGCCGGAGAAAGUCAGUCUGCCGGACCAUCCCCACCAGAUUCCUCCUGCUGCUCCUCUCCGUUCUGCUGCUGAGCAUGGAGCUCGUCGAGUGCGCGCUGCGCAAUGUCAAUUUAAUAAUCGAACCACCGGCGGUGCGACGGGGCCAACAUGUGGUGCUGCGCUGCAUGUACGACCUGGACGGGGCUCCACUGUACUCGGCCAAGUUCUAUCGCGGCCAGCUGGAGUUCUACCGCUACACUCCCGGCGAGUUCCCCAACACGAAGGUCUUUCCCUUCCCCGGCAUUCAUGUGGAUGUAAGCAGCUCUAAUGCCACCCAGGUGCUGUUGCGCAACGUGGGAUUCGGUCUCUCUGGCAACUUUUCAUGCGAAGUGACCGCCGACGCACCGCUCUUCUCGACCGCCACCGCAGUGGACACCAUGCAAGUUGUUGAGCUGCCCGAGAAGCAUCCGCAGCUUUUCACGGAACACACGCGCUACGAGCCCGGCGAUGUCCUGCGGGCCAAUUGCAGCACUCCCCCGUCGCGUCCGCGGGCAGAACUCACAUUUAGCAUCAACAACAUGGUGAUAACCAAUGUGGACACCCAGUAUAUACGCACCGUCGAUAAUCUGAUUGCCUCGCGGAUCUCGCUGAAGCUGCAACUGCAGGGCGUUCACUUCUCCAGCGCGAAUCCGGCCAUCUACAACAGCGGCUACGGUCUGAACUCGGUCUACGGCCAUGGCGGUCCGGUCUAUGCUCCAAAUCCGAAUCCGGGAGGAUUAGUCCUGCGCUGCUCGGCGCAUGUCGGGGAUCUGUACGACCAGUACAAGGAAAUCGAGCUGGGCACACCGCAAAAGGAUCCGAUACCGGCACGUGUUACGCUCUCAUCCGACUCGAGCCUGAAGAACUUUUUCAGCUCGUAUUUCUCGACCUCGCCAUCGGCGGCAUCGCGACUCCUGCCCGGCGUCUACAUGGCGCCGCUUAUAAUGGCCAUGUUGGCUGGCUUAUUCCGGCUAAUUGAGGCUGCAUUUGAGACCUGCGAUGCCAGCCAGAGGUCAGAGGUCAGGCACUCGAUUCCAAGGCAUUCCAAGGAGCAAAAGGAGCAGCGUCGAGCUCUUCUGUCCAGCUGCAGAGCCUCCAAGGCGUCGCGACAGCAACUGGCCUGGCCAGAACCACGGACAGAAAAUCUGGCCUAGGCGUGUGUGUUACCAGUUAGUUAAAGCCCUUAGUAAUUUAAAUUGUCUGGGGGCAGUUCGCUGGACCUGAGAAAUUAAUAAGUAUUUAAGUGAUCCACACUCAACUUGUACGUAACGCGAACGGAGGGCUUGAUUAAAAGUUUAUCACGCCGCAUUUGAACAUACCUAAAGUCAUUCUAGUCGUAAUAAACCAUUUUAGCAGCCAGUUGAAGUUCUUAGUCAGCUACGAAUCCAUUAGCCAUCAGCAUUUAUUAUUUAAGCAGGUCCAGUGAACACCCUACAUUGUUAAUUUCAAGUAUCUUCUUUCGAUGACUGCUUUUCAUGUUGACUUUGAUUUUACACCAAAAACCACACUCGAAGAUGUGGUGUCUACUAGCGAGCUAAAGAGAAAAAAACAAAUUAAGUUUAAGCAAACAUUUAUAAACUAGCCUAGUCGUAAACAAAGGAAACCGGAGGUUGGACAGCCGAACAGAUGAGUUUAAAACCUAUAAAGCAGGACAUACACGAUUCAAAUAUAAAUGUUUACACGAACGAGAUAACGUAAAA
Molecule: messenger RNA, 2734 nt
Organism: Drosophila takahashii
Lineage: Eukaryota; Metazoa; Arthropoda; Insecta; Diptera; Drosophilidae
Gene: beat-IIa
Product: beaten path IIa
Source: RefSeq, a predicted model, not a curated record